Molecule: messenger RNA, 1286 nt
Organism: Drosophila takahashii
Lineage: Eukaryota; Metazoa; Arthropoda; Insecta; Diptera; Drosophilidae
Product: pancreatic triacylglycerol lipase
Biological process (GO): lipid catabolic process
Molecular function (GO): lipase activity
Source: RefSeq, a predicted model, not a curated record
GCCACGCCACAUCGCACUAAUCCGGCUCAGUCUUUGCCAAUCACCGCAUGGGAGCAGAGGAUAUCCGGACAGCCCACUGGCCACGUAAUCAAUCAUUUUAUGGACUAAUAGCCCACAACCCCCAGUAAAAUGCACAAGGCCAUUAAAAACAAAUCCAGGUUGCUCUGUGGACUCAAGAACUCCAAGGCGGAUCUGACGACGGCUAAGUUUAUACUAUAUUAUGGACCGACGGUAGCAGAUAGCGAUAUCUAUGACCUAACCGAUUUCCAGAGUCUUCUGGAGGAUAUACACUUGGAUUUGGCCAAGAAUACUGUGCUCUAUUUGCAUGGCUAUCUGGAAGAUCCCGAUGUGGAGAGCAUUCACGUCAUAGCCGAGGCCUAUUUGGAGCGAAAGGAUACCAACCUUAUCGUCCUGGACUGGGGUGAACUGGCCGAUGGCAAUUACAUGUUCGAUGCCUUCCCCAACCUCAAGCAAUUGGGCCCCGAGUUGGCCAAGAUCCUGCUCAAAAUGUUCGACCAUGGCCUGGACAUUGACAAGUUUCACAUUGUUGGACAUUCGAUGGGUGGCCAAUUGGCCGGGCUCCUGGGUCGCGAGAUUAUCAAGAGAUCCAAAGGUGCUCGAAAGCUGAAAAGGAUUUCCGCCCUGGACCCCGCCUUUCCGCUCUUCUAUCCGGGAGCCCACCUGUCUGCCAGUGAUGCGAAAUUUGUGGAUGUGAUACACACGGAUGCCUGGCUAUAUGGUGCUCCGACGAGCACCGGGACGGCGGACUUCUGGCCCAACGGCGGCAACAGCCUGCAGCCGGGCUGUCCGAAGCGCAACUACAAGAUGCUCAGCGACAACGAUUUGUCCAGUCACCGGCGAAGCUGGUGGUUCUGGGCCGAGAGCGUCUCGGAUCGGUAUCCCAUCGGAUUCGAUGCUGUGUCCGCCAAGAAAUGGUCGGACUUCAAGCAAAACAAGACGACGGAGACUUGCCCGCCGGUGGUGAUGGGUCACCAUUGCCCCACAUCAAUUCAUGGCGAUUUUUACUUACAAACCAACGGACAAACACCUUUUGCUCGUGGAAAGGAGGGCACUGUGUACGUGGAGCCCAAUCAGCUGCUAGGAAAUACCCACAGUAUCACCUGUGAUAGCCCUCCGCAGCAAACGAAUUAAAUUGAUCAUUAGCAAUUGCACUGUGUACAUUUGAAAUGUAGCUAAAUUAAUGUUGUUUCUCCUUACAUUCGCCUUACAUCACAUUUUGCUAUACGAGAAAUAUAUACUUAAAUUUUGUUGUUGACCAAAAAAAA